This is a messenger RNA of Hemiscyllium ocellatum (epaulette shark), 4848 nucleotides long. RefSeq names its product LysM, putative peptidoglycan-binding, domain containing 2 (gene lysmd2). The transcript has 3 exons. The coding region runs from base 210 to 803 and encodes 197 amino acids. Lineage: Eukaryota; Metazoa; Chordata; Chondrichthyes; Orectolobiformes; Hemiscylliidae. The record is from RefSeq and is a predicted model, not a curated record.
CCACAAACACCGAGGCUCCGGCGCCGCGUGAAGUGGCCUUUUUAUCAGGGAGUUGGCGGCGGUUUGUUUUGCUGCAGACUCUCGGAGGGUGAGGCUCCUGUCGUCAUUCAGCUGCCGCCUUCUCCAUCAAAGGAGCAGCAUCUCGGGCCCCGGCCUCGCCUUUCAGCCACACCCCGCUUCCCCCCUCCCUCACUCCGGGGUAGGGGAGGAUGUCCGAGCCGCUGCCUCCCGGGGCCGGUGGAGGGGAUGAGUCGGAGGCCGAGCUGUCCCAGAGCCUGGCCCGGACCAAGACGCGCUCAUACGGCAGCACGGCGAGUGUGGCGGCCCCGCUGGCCGAGAAAUACAUCCAGCACCCGGUCAGCCCGAGCGACACCCUCCGAGGCCUCGCCCUGCGCUAUGGAGUAACGAUGGAGCAAAUAAAAAGGGCAAAUAAACUCUUCACAAGUGAUUGCAUAUUCCUCAGAAAAACCCUUCUUAUUCCAGUCAUAUCUGACAAAGGGUUACUAUUUAAUGGACUGAACUCAUUGGAAUCUCCUGAGAAUGAAUCAUACACUUUGUGUGAAGAAAGGCCGCUGAAUAUAGAAGAAGAAAGCUCGACAUCUCCGAGUCCAGAGGAUAUUGAAAAUAGACCCAUUCACCCUGAGGAACUGUCUGCCAAAGACUUCUUGCAGAGACUGGACUUGCAGAUUAAACUGUCAACGCAAGCAGCUACUAAGACAAUACAGGAGGAUGAUAAUGGAACCGGUGACGCAGCAUACAAAGAUUAUUCCUAUGCAGAAUCCUCCUACCAGAGUCAUCAUUGAAUACAGACCAGAAUCCAGACUGUCUGGGCGGCCAGUGAUAACAAUGUUGUUCCACGUAGUUGUCAGAGUUGGAGACUUUGGCUUCUGAGGCACAUACUGUGUGAUCUGUAGGUUUCUGGGGGAGGGGGAAAUUCGCUUUACCUUUUGCUUCAAUCUAUGUGGCGGAUUGCAUACCUUAGCAGGGUACUGGAACAUGGUAAAAGGGAAAGGCAGCGUUUUAACUUGAACAUUUUCAGUGUGCAGUGUGAGCUGCUGUUAAUUUUGUGGUACCUUGUGCUUUCUCUCCCCCUUGUUCUAUACUACAACAGCAAAAUUUCUGUUGGUUUGCAGUGUGUGCUUAUUUGCUGCAGUCCUGAUCCAGAAGACCUACUGUGAUAUGGGAUUGAAAUUAACUGUAAAGCAAUUGCAACUCUGUAGUCCCUUCUACAUCUUGCAUGAGUUAACUGUUGUGCUUUCCUACUGUUCGCCACUCGAGUAGGUUUGGGCAGGGAUGAGUAUAAUUGCUUGGAGACUCGGCUGUGCAGAAGUUAAUUAAAUUCAAACUAAAUGUGACCUUGGCUUAUGAUUUUGUGCAAAAUGAGACUGGAGAGUAAUCACACAUUUAUCGAAUUGCCCAGAAGUCCUAGUCACGUAUGAUUAUGCAGUAGUUUUAUACAUAAUAACUGGGAUGAAGAGGUCACUUGUUCAUAAUCUCCAAAUUGAAACCAAAGGCAAUCUAGAGUACCUUUCAUUCUAAGCAACAGUCUCAAUUUCGGGUGAAGAUAGUGGGGUAAUUGCAGGAUUUCAUCCUUUUAAAAAGUGUAACAACAUCAUGUUUAUGAAGCAGAACCUAAUAUGCAGGGACAGGAAUGUUAAGCAUUUACUUUCAAGGUGAUCAGUCUAAACGCAACUAGAAGUGUUUCAUCAAUACAGCUAACUUAUUGCACUGUUAAGGUAUAGCAUGGGCAAAAUCAUACAGUCAUAGAACUGAACCCCGUUUAUUAGAGGGGAGUUGUGGCUAUUUUGAAUAUGGAACUGGCUGAUUGAGUAAAGGAAAUUUAUGUUAACGGUAGGGAGUUGUUAGGGAUAAAUAAUUAGUCUUACCAUUGCAGUGGUGAGAGUGAUAUGAUUUCACGUUGUUGUUUUGUACCACCAUUUCAGUAUUUUAUGAGCAAUGCAGCUAUUUGCUUGAAUUCCAGAAAGUGGCUGUUAUUUUUGAUCACUCUAAUCCACAAGACUGAAUGUUAAACUGGUGUAGACCGAUUCUAAUGUCUCCCCAGAAAAUCAGGUUUCCCAUAAUCUUCAGGCUCUGAUUGACAAGUACAGUAUGCUGUGCCCCAUUCUACCUUCUGUUUUUAUGCUCAUGUGUUUGUUUUUAAUUACUGAAAAUAAGUUUGUUGCACUGAUUAAGGAACUAUUCUUCUUUUGAGGUGAGGAGGAAGGAAAACACAUGUUUUUCUUUGUUCCUGUGUGGUGGCCUAGCUUUAGACUGUAUCACCAAAGCUGUGACCACAGCUUGGCGCCAGGUGAAUAUAGUAUGUUGGAACAGAAAGAAACUGAACAGCACAUCUUGCAUUUCAAUUAACCAGCUCCUUCAGCACCUGAGCACUAAAUCCUAAUGCAGAUACAUUCUUUUUUAAAUAAAACCAGUUGGAUUCUGCAGCCAUUAAAAUGGUGAUGCUGACUAGUUUUAUAUAUUAUGAUGUCUGAACUGGAGAGGCAUAUUAAACAGUGUAAGCCACACUUUCUCAAACUUAGGUAAUAUCUGUUUAGAAUCUGAUUGUACCAAAGAGAUUGAGUGCAGUUCUUUCCCUGGAGGAGAUUGUGACAAUGUGCCUAACUCUGUAUGUUCUUCAAUUUAGACUACCCAGGUAUUUAUGAUCAAUUACUCAGUGAUUCCUUAAUUUAGAGUUACACCUUAUAAACUGAUUUAAAACCACAAUGCCCUUUUUAAAGCUCAUCUACAUAAGUUUUUAUUAUUUUUUUCCUGAUUCUUCUAAUUUCUAGUUGCCUUUUUUAAAACUAGUGCAACUAGUUGGUGCUUGUUUUAUAAGGUAAUGUACUUCUGACAGUCAACAACAAAUAGUCAGAUUUUGCAUGCUCUUCCCAUUAUCCACAUAAUUGUUGAGAUGCUGUGAUAGAGCUCACAUCACCAAAAAAGAUUGUCAUGAUAUCACCUCGUAAUCCAGGUUUACUUCUCUUAGCCGCAGCCUGCAUUUGACUUUAUUUUCCUUGUUUUAUUUUGACAGCUGUCAGUCUUUUAUUUAAAAAAAAACAUAGUUACUGCAAUAAGUGCUAAGAAAAUGGAGAAAUAUUCAGGUCUUGGAUUUCAAACAAAGCAGUAGCUGCACAAUAGGAACCAGUUUCAAGGAGAGUCAAUCUGCAGAGCUGGUGGUUGUCAUCAAGCUGUGAACAACUGUGGAUAUUUGCUAAGGUCCCUUCACACCCAAUUUGUUCACUCUGAUUGAUUGAACAUUUUGAGUGGUGGAGCUGUUUGCUGUGCUCUUCACUACGUGAGAUUUUCAGUCACUGCUGAAUGCAGAGUGGGAGACAUUACUCAGCAGUGACAAGGAUCUGCCUUGAAUGCAUUCAGACAGAUCCUUGCAGUGGUAAUUUCAGUUCUGAAUAUUUGUUUUGUAUCGCUUAUACAUAAAUAUUAGAACAUAUUUUGAUGACGGUUCGAACGUUAAAAUGGAAAAACAGUACAUAUAUUGUGAGAGGAAUAUCCAGAGUACUUCACUUUGCUUUGCCUUUUAUAUAUCAAACAAUUAACCUAGCGAUAUCUAUUUCACUGCUGUGAGCCAUAAAAGGGAGGCAAUUUAUCUUUCAGACAAUUUUAAGUAUAGUUAAUGGGGAUUGUCUAAAAUGCUUAAUAGAAAUAGAAGCAAAAAGAAAACCCAUAGAUGCUGAAAGUCAAAUUAAAACAAAACAUUUUAGAAAUAUACAAAUGGAUGAUCAUCUGAGGGAGUGAAGUUAACAUUUCAUUGGGGCUAUUAAUCAGCAACUGGAGGUAUAUUGAGUACUUAUUGAUUUGUGUUAUUGUUUUUCCAUGUAGUAGCAUUGCACAUCAAAACUAUUGUUUGCCACAAGUAUUUUUUUUCCUUUAUUUUCAGGUAUUUAAAUGUAUAACAGUUUUGCUGUGUGCUUUCAGUUCUGAUCAAUCCUGUUUUAUUUCUCCAAAUAAUCUUUUUUAUUUAUAAAGAUGCUGUUAAGGAAAUAUUAAAGGUAUCCAACUGCUGGACAAAUCUUCAAGAUUUUUAAAAUUCAGUAUUAAAAUGUCAUUUUAACCAAUAAUUUUAUCUGAAAAUGAUCUUUGUCCAAAAAUUUCCAUGAUUGUUAACAACAUAAUGCGACAAUAUUGUAGAUUACUGAUGGUUAUUUUAAACUUUGUCUCAAGAGCACAUCUUUCUUACAAUCAUGUUAUAAAAUUGAAGAAUUCACAACAUAUUUCCUCCCUGGAUUCUUAAAUAUUAAUUUCUCCAAGUCUCAGCCUCUCCUCUUUUUAAUCAGGCAUCCACAGAAGAAAUGUUUGAUUUUCACCAUAAUACAUUGUCAACUCCAGAGUUAAUAUCCAUACAGAUUGUGAAAAAAAAAGGUUUGAUCAUCUGAAAAUCUGCACUGUUCCAAACCAAACUGUUUUAGAACUGUAAUGAUCUUCACAUUUGCUUAUGUUCAAUUUUGAGCGAGGAUAUAUGGAUAAGAAAUCCAAAAUGCCUUUUAUUUUUGUGAAAGUGUGCUAUUAAAACUGUAAUAAUUAAUUUUUAUUUUUAUUGCCUUCUCUUUCUGUUCAUAAAUUGACUGAAGGUUGUCUUGCUUCCAAAAUUAAAUUGAACAAAAAUGAUUUGGAAGAAUACAGUUACAGAUGAUGAUUCUAAACAUGUGGAGAUCUGUGACUUCAUUCUGAAGAGUCAAGUGGAAAAACUGAUGCAGUGAACUUUUAGCGCAUGAAUUGUUUGUGUUUCAAUGGUGUGGCCUUAGUUUUUUUAAAUAUACUGGCAUUGAACAGUUGUUCUCUGGUUAAUACUUCAUUUGACAAUCUGCAAUAAAUGGAUUUUGUUAAACUUCA